This is a messenger RNA of Colossoma macropomum (tambaqui), 678 nucleotides long. RefSeq names its product CMRF35-like molecule 1. Lineage: Eukaryota; Metazoa; Chordata; Actinopteri; Characiformes; Serrasalmidae. The coding region runs from base 19 to 678 and encodes 219 amino acids. The transcript is spliced from 4 exons. The record is from RefSeq and is a predicted model, not a curated record.
ACAAGACACAGUCACGCAAUGAGGAUCCUGUACCUGGUGGUUCUCUGUCAUGUCAGUGCGCAGCUUCAGUGUGACAAAUCCAUUGUCCGUGCCACAGUCGGAGGAAGGUUUAAUGUCGCCUGCACAUACAACACAAACCAGUUCCGCUUCAGUAAGAAGUACUGGUGUUUGGGGGAGUCCAAAAGCUCUUGUAAGAUUUUGAUGGAUACUGACGGCUUCACCAAAGCUGAGCUCAAGAGUCGUGUUCAGAUCACUGAGACCUACAGAACCUUUCACAUUCUAAUGACCGGACUGCAGGUGGGAGACAGUGGAGUCUACUGGGCUGCAAUUGACAAGAUGUAUGCUGAUAUCAUGUUUAAGAUCCAGGUUGAAGUAAAAGAGGAUUUUAAUAGCUAUGACUGUAGGACAACUACACCACCCAUCACAACCACCAUGACCGCAGUGGAAGUUUUCAGCUUAACGCUUGUCACUCAAACCAGUGGAUAUAAAAAACAUUCACGACAUGUCAAUCAAACACGGUUGGAAAACUUCCUUCUCAGGUCAUGGUCAGGAGUGCCGCUGUGGUAUGACAUCGUUCGCUGGAUUCUCUUCACUCUUAUGAUGGUCACCACUGGUCUAGUGCACAUGCGCACACAGGCCAUACCCAGUGGACACAGACUUACUCACAAACACAUCUGA